Molecule: messenger RNA, 2817 nt
Organism: Caenorhabditis angaria
Lineage: Eukaryota; Metazoa; Nematoda; Chromadorea; Rhabditida; Rhabditidae
Source: the annotation of a GenBank genome assembly
AUGCUUCGUUCAAUCUUCUUCAUUCUUCUCAUCACAAUUCUUGCUGUAAAUUGUGCAGUUCUUCGAACUCGUCGACAAGUUAUUCACAAUUUGGUAAAUGAUAGAUUCUACGGUGGACCAACAAGUCUUGGAUGGGCUCAAGUUCCACAUAUUGCCAGUCCAAUGUAUUCACCAGUUUUCCUUGCAAGACAAUAACCAGCUGAUAGAUUAUAUUCUAAAAUUGUAAAUAUCUUGUACAUUAUCGUGUCAUAAUGAAUAAAUCAUUGUAUUUGAUGAAUUUUGUUUUCUCAAACCAGUCGGAUAUGAGUACGAUAUCAGUUUAUAUCGAGUUCAAAUAAUAAGAAUAUCAAAACGAUUAGAUUGAAGCUUAGGAAUUUUUGAGUUGAUUUUCAAGAAUCAUUCAAAUCGAGAAUCAACGAUCAAAAUUUGAUGAUGAUUUUUUGAUAAAAAUAUUCAACUCCAGAUUUUAUUACCAUUAUCAUAAAACACUUCAAAGAAGCGUCAAGACGCAUGGCAAAAUGAGCUUUUAUCAGAGAAUUUCUAAAAGAAAUUAUAAAAAAUCACGCGUUUUUAUUGAAAGUAUACAGUUGCGGAAAACCUGACAUAACUAAAUUUUACCCGAUACAAAAAGGUAAAAUUUUCUACCCAGAUCUCAUUUAAGUUGAUAAGAAAUUUGAACAUAAGUACUGAUUAUUUGUGCUCUAAGACUUUUGUUUCAUUUGUUUGUGCACAAAGAAUUUUUCUAUUAUUGACAAGGACUUUUUCACGGUUUCUUAUUCUUCUUCUCUUUUUUUUAUAAAAAUAAUAUUUAUUGAAAAAUGGAAAAAUCUAAUUGGUCAAUAUUUACGUUAACACGUGACACUUAGCUCGAAGAUCAUUUUCAAAAAUAUUAAAAUGUAAUACGAAGAUUAGGAACAUAUGUUUUUCAAAGAACUUGUGAACUACUAAAGUGUGACGCCAUUUUUCAUUCUGGAAAAUAUAUUCAGAAAAUUACGAAGGCUUCUCUAGAUAAGCUUUUGAUUUUUUGAAAUUUGAAAAACAAUUCUUCAUCUUAAUAAAUUUAAUAUUUUUUUCUCAUUGUAAAAAAUUUUCACAAACCAUUCUUCAAUUUAAUCGCAACAAUCACCAUGUGUCAAAUAUGCCAGACUGUAGUUCAUAUUUCGAAUCUCCUCCUUCUCUAUUUGAGACUCCACCUAUUCUUUUUUCACAUAAAUAUUUACCCGUCGGCCGGUGCAAGUUGAACUCCCAAUGUAUUCAUUUUCACAUUUAAGCUUCUUAUCAUCUUUUCGCUUGCUUGGAAUCUUUAUCAUUUUGUUAAAUAUAUAUUUGAUAGUUUUUUCAUUAUUUACGAACCACUUUUAUUUUCCCCGAUAACACGUGUUUCAUUUUGUGUGUUCAAUGAUUAUUUGAGUUACUGUAGGAAUUCAACUAGAAAUUUUCAGAUGACACGAAAAGAAGAUCAACUACCGGAGAGAUUGCAUAAUCAUGGCUUUCAAGAGAAAAUUUUGAUAAGGAACCUUUUGGCCGAAUUAUUUGGUACAUUUGCACUAGUUGUAAGUUUAUAUUUUUCCAAACUCAAAAAUAAUUUGAAAAAGGAUUGUGGUUCAAUUAUUUCAAAAAUUCAAAUAAAUUUUAUCUCAACAAUAUUUAAUAUAGUAAAACCCGAAAUUUUUACGAAAUCAACUUAAAAACAUACCAAACGUGGCAUUUUUCAUCGAGUCGUUCUUUGUUUCUGUUUGUUCGAAAACUUUAAAAUUGACUCAUACCUCUUGACUGAAGUGAUACCAGAUUAUGAACCCAAAUAUUUCCUUCGUGUUUUGGUGAGGUUUAGAGCACGUGGAGAUGACAAUCUAAAGCGGAUUAAAAAUUCCUAGUUAAAUUUUGAUGUGUGAUCAUAUUCCCUGAUUACAUCUGAAAGCUAGGACUGUUGAGGUACCUGACAAUUAAAAAAGCUAAUUGUAAAAUAAUUACAGUUUGUCGGUUUGGCAAUUGUGGCCCAAUUUCAUAUUGGACGAGGUGAUACAACACAAUGGAUUGGUGUUAAUAUUGGAUGGGGCUUUGCUAUUAUGUUCUCAGUAAUUGCAACUGCACAAACAUCAGGUACCAGAUUUUCAAAACCUCCUCUUACUUAUUCCGUAAUCAUUUUUAGGUGGCCAUUUGAAUCCAGCAGUUUCUCUUCUUCUUUGGUCAAUGGGACACUUGAAACUUUCAUGGUUUGUAUUAUAUUCGAUUGCUCAAACUAUUGGUGCAUUCUUGGGAGCCGCCGGAAUGUACGCUUAUUAUUAUGGUUAGAAAACUUUUAGUCCAACAAACAAUACAAAUUAAUUUUCAGAGAGAUUUGAUGCAUUUGAUGGAGGUAAUAGAACAAUUCUUGGAAGAUAUGGUACUGCUGGAUGUUUUGCAAGUUAUCCACACAAAGAUCUUGGUUAUUGGGGACCAUAUGUUGAUCAAACUGUUGGACCAGCUGUUUUGGCAUUUUUCGUAGCUGUUAUUAUCGAUGAACGUAAUAAAAUUCGCAAAGAAUGGCAUGCGAUGUUCUUUGGAUUUUUGGUAAUGAUGAUCGGAACCGGAUUUGGUAUGAAUAUUGGAUAUCCAAUUAAUCCAGCAAGAGAUCUCGGACCACGUCUUUUCUCAUAUUUCAUCUAUGGAUCAGGUGUUUUCCAUUCGCCAUAUUCACAAUAUUGGAUUGCUCCAGCUAUUGCGCCAUUUGCUGGAACUCUUAUUGGUGGUUGGUUCUAUCAUUUCACUUUGGGAAUGCAUUUACCUGACGUAGAAGAAGAACAUAAACCAGAGAACAGAAAAUUGUUAUCAGCAUAG